Molecule: messenger RNA, 459 nt
Organism: Cercopithifilaria johnstoni
Lineage: Eukaryota; Metazoa; Nematoda; Chromadorea; Rhabditida; Onchocercidae
Source: the annotation of a GenBank genome assembly
AUGGACUCAUCGUGUCAGAAACGCUUGACGAAAGAAUACCAACAGCUCACACUCGAACCACCAGCUGGUGUCCACAUAAAAGAUGAAUCAACACAUGAUUUGCGACUUUGGACCGUUUAUGUUGACGGUGCUCCGAAUACACUUUACGCUGGUGAAAAGUUCACACUAAGAUUUCGUUUCCCGGAUGAGUAUCCUUUUUCUUCACCCGAAGUUAUUUUCAUUGGUGAUAAUAUCCCCAUUCAUCCGCAUGUAUAUUCCAAUGGUCACAUUUGUUUGUCGAUUCUCAGCGAUGACUGGACUCCUGCACUUUCUGUGCAGGCUAUCUGUCUCUCUGUGCUAUCCAUGCUUUCUUCGUGCAAGGAGAAAAAACGACCACCAGACAAUGCUGUCUAUGUGCGCACCUGUAGUAAAAGUCCAAAUAACACACGGUGGUGGUUCCAUGGUAAAUUUUUAUCGUGA